GAGCCCCAUCUGACCCAACAGAUACCCAUACAAAACCACCCAAAGGUGUUUGAGCUUAGACCACCACGCCACACUUCUCACUCGCCUUCCUCUGCGUUUCUCCAUUUUCAGCACUUGUUUGAAGGUUAUUAAUCACUUUCACAGUUACAAAUGGGCUGGAAAGCAGCGGAAAAGCUAAUUAGGCACUGGAAAAUAGUCAGAGGUGAUAAUAUAAUGAUAACUAGGGGAAAGGAUAAAGGCGAGACUGGGAUUAUUAAGCGUGUCAUUCGUUCACAAAAUCGUGUUAUUGUAGAGGGAAAAAAUCUGGUAAAAAAGCACAUCAAGGCUGGUGAAGGUCACGAAGGUGGUAUCUUUUCAGUUGAAGCCCCACUCCACGCCUCAAAUGUUCAAAUUCUUGAUCCAGUCACCGGGAAGCCUUGCAAGGUCGGAAGUAAAUAUCUAGAAGACGGCACCAAAGUAAGAGUUUCUAGAGGUAUAGGGGCAUCUGGAUCGAUAAUUCCUCGUCCUGAGAUUUUAAAGAUGCGGACAACUCCAAGACCUUCUGUAGCCGGUCCUAAGGACACUCCAAUGGAUCUUGUUAUGGAGAGCACUUAUGAUGCCAAAUCUGGGAAGGGAAUGCCUGAGCUUUGAAGAAUACUAGAUCUAUUAUUUGAUUAACAUUAAAACAUACUAGUCGAAGGAGUCGCCUGAGCAUGUGAGUCAUAUCUUUAUGCUGGACACUAAAAGUAAUCAUUUUGAAAGCAUUACCAUCUUCUACUGUGCAUUUUCACAAAUGAAUCGAUGGUUGCAUGGUUCUCUCAUUAAUGUUCUCCUUUCGCCUUGACAAGCUGCAAUUGCACAUCCGUUGUCUGGCGAAGUUCCGGUAAAUUACAGAUUAUGUAGGCUUUGAAAAUUUCAAUCUUGUGAAGAGAGAUCCUUCUCAAGGGUUUCCAAAUAUGAUUUUGGAAUAUGCAAAUUAAUUUUAGACUUGCAAGAUUUAUUUUCUUAUUAUAACUAAAAUACCCAGUUAUUUCACACAAGAUCCACUGAAUUUUAGACUUGCUGGGGUUUUGAACUUAA
Messenger RNA from Mercurialis annua (annual mercury), 1059 nucleotides. RefSeq lists its product as uncharacterized. The coding region runs from base 151 to 630 and encodes 159 amino acids. The record is from RefSeq and is a predicted model, not a curated record. Gene Ontology annotation, cellular component: mitochondrion; ribosome. The transcript has 6 exons. Lineage: Eukaryota; Viridiplantae; Streptophyta; Magnoliopsida; Malpighiales; Euphorbiaceae. Gene Ontology annotation, molecular function: RNA binding; structural constituent of ribosome. Gene Ontology annotation, biological process: translation.